UACUUUAUAUUCAAAAAAUAUAUAAAACAAAAAAAGUCAAACAUACUCUCUUCUCUUAAUCUUAAAAAGUAAUAAUAUUUUUUAUUAAGACCUCAAAAGUAUUAGCUUAGUUAGAUAUUAAAAACAAGGGCAAAUAGCAUUAAAAUUAGAAUCAGUCACCUCUAACAUAUAAUUCUAAUGCAAAAUUAAAUGACAAGUAGCAUCACAAAUAGCAGUUUAAGCAAUGGCAGUUCUAACAUUACUAAUUAAAUCUAAUCUCCUUAGGUGUCAAAUCAAAACUACUUUUCAAUUAGAGGGCUGAAUUGUAUUUUCACAUCUUCUAUUCCAUGUUCCAGCAACUAAUCCUGUAAUCCUUAUAUUGUUAUGAAGAUUAAUGGAUAAAAUAUUAUUAGCUCAGUUUGCAAGGUCGUAAGUAACUCUGCUUUUUGGAACGAUUGCUUAUCUUUGAGAGUUGAAUAAGACUAGCUAGAAAAGCUAAUCACUGUUGAAAUACAUAAUUAUACCUUGUAUUAGACUGAGAGAGAUCUUUUUGACUCUAGUUAUGAUGAAAAAGAUUAUCUUGGUGGUGGAAUUAUUGAUUUAACUGAUGUUAUUUCUCAGCGCGUUCAUAACAAAUACUAUAAUAACAAUAGCAAUAAUAGUUUUACCAUUUUACAAAGCAAUAGCUAAACAAAUAUUAGCAGUGUUGUUGAUGGUAAAUCCUCUCAGUUAUCAAAUAUUACAGGAAGCAUAAUUAGCAGUGGUUCAAGUAGCAACUCUUCUAAUAACAAUUAAAACAGUGUAGUUUAUUUAGGAUAAACUAAAAUUAUUAAUAAGGAAGGUAUAGUGAUUGGCUCUCUUUAGUUUAAUAUGCACAAAGAUAACUAACAAAAUAGUAACAAUAUCUACUCUAAUACUACUUCUACCUAAAAUACACAAUAAGUGGUAUUAGACGAAAAUUACAAAUCUAUAACUACUAAAUUGAACGAAAUAAUACCUCAGAUCAACAAGAACAUGCAAAUGCUUUAAUAGUCUAUUUCUUAUCAUAAUCAAGCAAAACCAACUGAAUAUAUGAAUAAGAGAGAUACUUUCUAUGAAGAAAAAGAAUUUUUAACUAAUAAAAAUACAAUCUAGACCCCAAGUAGUAGCAAACAAAUCGUUUUUAAUAACAAUAUGGUAUCUCAGCCCAUGAAUUACAAUUUAAAAAACAACCCUUAUCUUAUUUAUACAAUGAAAUCCACUAUUACUGAGCAUGAAGAUUAAUCAUAUACUAACACUAACUAUUAAUACACUCAGCAAAAUGUUGAAAAUUCUUAAACCCCUCGCUUAUACUCAUAUAACACUAUACAAUUAGGAGAAGAAGAUAGAAUUAAUUAAAAUUAUGGAAAUAGUAAUUCUAUUGAUGAAAGCAAUUCUUCUAACUUCCAAGAAGAUUGUGAUUAGUAUGAUUAAGCUUCUAAUUAUUCUUAAGAUAAUGAAGCUUAAUAGGAACAGAUUCAUUAAAUUGCUUAAAAUUAGAAGAAUUCUGAAUAAUUAUUAUUGCAACCAAAUAUUGCAAUGAAUGAAUAUUAAAAUACAAACACAGUCAUCUCUCCUUUAAGAGAUAUUCAUGAUAAAAAUUGUAUUUCUUCCCUUUCUCUUUCAUAAAAUGGUAAAAAAUAUGUCGGAUUUCAAAGCUAAUUUGGCUAAGCUGUUUAGUACCCUCAAAUUUAUAGCUAAUAACAGCAUUAACACAUACAAUAGAAUUAAGUAGGUUUAAUUAAUUUGUAAAAUAUUUCAUAUUAGUAAUAUACAGGAACUGCACCAACCAUCUCUACCUGCUCAUAAAGAAAUAAUUAAAUCAAUUAAGUUCCAUACUCAAAUUUUUCAUAAGCAAUCUAAGUCUUAGGCUAGAAUUCAAUGAACACUUUACCUAAUCAAUCAAACCAAUUUUAAUUUUAAAACAAUUUCAUAAGAACUGUUUAAUCUUAAAAGACAAUAGUAAAUAAAAUACAACAAGCAACCCCUAAUCUUAAUCAGUAUCCCUCUCCCUCUGUUAUACAGUAUCAAAAUAAUGGUAUAAAUUAAAUAGCAAAUACAACAAACAAUACUGUGGCUACACCUGGAGCAAUUUAAAAAGUCAAUUUAGGAGUUUCAACAUCUCGUUAACCUUUUAGUGCUGCUGCUACUCCAUUUAAGAACCAAAGAAAUGCCUAGAAUUUCUACUAACCAUUUUGA
Molecule: messenger RNA, 2196 nt
Organism: Tetrahymena thermophila SB210
Lineage: Eukaryota; Ciliophora; Oligohymenophorea; Hymenostomatida; Tetrahymenidae
Exons: 2
Source: RefSeq, a predicted model, not a curated record